Molecule: messenger RNA, 468 nt
Organism: Postia placenta MAD-698-R-SB12
Lineage: Eukaryota; Fungi; Basidiomycota; Agaricomycetes; Polyporales; Adustoporiaceae
Exons: 9
Coding region: 1-468 (155 amino acids)
Source: RefSeq, a predicted model, not a curated record
AUGCUCUUCAAGUCCACCUUCGCAGCCUUGCUCACCGCUUCCAUGGCCAUCGUCCGGGUCAACGCUGAGUCUCACACGGUGACUUUUGACAACAAGUGUGGUACUGGAACCCCGUACUUGAGAGCCCAGAACGGAGACGUUCUCUCUACCGGGACUGCUUACACGAUCGACGGCCCCCUCAUCGGCGCCAUCGCGUACACAGGCAACUGCGGCAACAAUGGGGAGGGAUGUACCCUCGUCGAGACGACUCUCGAGAACGGGCAGAGCAGCACUGAUAUCUCCCUGAUUCCUCCUCACGCGUUCUCGGUAACGACCGGAUUUGGAUACUACAACGGCUGCGACGUCAGCGGAUGCGACUGCACUUCCGCUGAUUGCACGGAGUGUGCUUUCUUUAAUCCUGAUGACACUUACGUGCAGGUUCCCUGCACAGUUGCCAACUGUGAUUUGGUCAUCACCUUCUGCGACUAA